This is a messenger RNA of Haemorhous mexicanus (house finch), 2583 nucleotides long. It is a transcript of the gene SPDEF, whose product is annotated as SAM pointed domain containing ETS transcription factor. The transcript is spliced from 6 exons. The coding region runs from base 378 to 1391 and encodes 337 amino acids. Gene Ontology annotation, biological process: regulation of transcription by RNA polymerase II; cell differentiation. Gene Ontology annotation, cellular component: nucleus. Lineage: Eukaryota; Metazoa; Chordata; Aves; Passeriformes; Fringillidae. The record is from RefSeq and is a predicted model, not a curated record. Gene Ontology annotation, molecular function: sequence-specific DNA binding; DNA-binding transcription factor activity, RNA polymerase II-specific.
UGGGCAAAGGAGGCUCUGGCUGAGCCCUGACACUCACUGCCGCCGUCCCCCUCGCACAGCCGCCGCUGGCUUCGUCCCUCUGCUGCCCCCGGAGCCGCUCGGGGUGCCCGGUUCUCCUCGCUGUCCCCUCCCCGCCGGUGCCCACCGGGGGCCGAUGCGGCUCAGCCCGGCCGUGCUGCCGCGGAGCCGGCGCUGAGCGGGGCUCGGUGCUGCCGGCCGCACUCCCCGCCGGGGCUGGCACCCCUCACCUGGGGCCAUGUCCCCCGCACACACCGCGCCCAGUGCCACAGGGACGGCUGUGCCCACCCUGCGCUGGCACCCAUGUGGAUUCUGAGCUCGCACACCCUCCAGGUUUGGAGCCGGCGCUGAGCAGAGGGAUGGGCAGUGCCAGCCCCGGGCUGAGCGCUCUGCCCGCCGCCCGCCUCGCCUGGCCGGACCCCGCGCUGCUGCCACCCCCGCGGGACCCCGACCCCCGCAGCUGGGGCUGCCCGGAGAGCCCCAGCCCCCCCAGCACCCCCGAGCAGCCCCUGCCAGCCUUCUGCCUGCACUACUUCGACAUGCUCUACCCGGAGGACACGGCCUGGGCCACCAAGGGCGCCGGAGAACCGGCCCAGAGCAGCGCCCAGGGCGGGCGAGAGGAGGCGCGGAAGGAGCCGGAGCAAUGUCCCAUCAUCGACAGCCAGGGGCUGGGGCUGGGGCCCGAGGGGGACCUGCAGGACAGCCUGCACCUGGAGGAGCACUCGCUGGAGCAGGUGCAGAGCAUGGUGGUGGGCGAGGUGCUGAAGGACAUCGAGACAGCCUGCAAGCUCCUCAACAUCGCCGCAGACCCCAUGGACUGGAGCCCCGGGAAUGUGCAGAAGUGGAUCCUGUGGACGGAGCACCAGUACCGGCUGCCACAGAUCGGGAAGUCCUUCCAGGAGCUGUCGGGAAAGGACCUGUGCGCCAUGUCCGAGGAGCAGUUCUGCCAGCGCUCGCCCGCCUGCGGCGACAUCCUGCACGCCCACCUCGACAUCUGGAAGUCUGCCGCCUGGAUGAAGGAGAAGGCUGCCCCGGGAGAUGUGAGAUACUGCGGAGGUGACACCGGCUGGGCCGACAGCGAGGUGGACUCGUCGUGCGCCGGCCAACCCAUCCACCUCUGGCAGUUCCUCAAGGAGCUGCUGCUGAAGCCACACAACUACGGCCGCUUCAUCCGCUGGCUCAACAAGGACAAAGGCAUCUUCAAGAUCGAGGACUCGGCGCAGGUGGCCCGGCUGUGGGGCAUCCGCAAGAACCGCCCGGCCAUGAACUACGACAAGCUGAGCCGCUCCAUCCGGCAGUACUACAAGAAAGGAAUCAUCCGGAAGCCCGACAUCUCCCAGCGCCUCGUCUACCAGUUCGUCCACCCGGUGUGAGCGGCGGCGGGACCGGCUGAGUGCCGGGAGGGACGGGGGACCUUGGCUGCCUCCCUCUGCCCCAGCCACGGAGAGCCUCUGCCAGCAGCAGGACCUCGGUUGCCGUGCGAGGCUUCCCCUGCCGGGACCUGCUGGCAUCGGACACAGGGACCCCCUCACCUCCAGCAGGCCCUGGUGUGGGGCAAGGACCGUGCAGAGCCCUUGUCCCCCACAGGAAGGGUGGGCACCCUGCCUGGGCUUGUCCCCCCUCCUCUCCUCCCUCCCGGGUUCUGGCUGUAGGUGGCUUCACCCCAGCCAUUGUUCAGGGAGGAAAAAGCCUGGGGCAUGAGCUGGGACAAUGGCACCCACAGGGACAGGGACACCCACAGGGACAGGGACAUCCACAGCUGCUCAUGGUGGGGUCCUGUCCCAGUCCCUGCGGGAGCAGCCUGGCACCAGCCAAGGGUGCUGCCUGCCAUGGGGGCUGUGCCACUGGGACCUUGGGCACCCCUUGGGACAGAUGCAUCCCCCUUUGCUGUUCACUCCAGGACAUGCUCAGCUGCUCCCCUCCACAGUGACUUGGGGCUGCAAACUGGAGUUCUGUAUCCAUGGCCCCAUCCUUGUGCAUGGGGCCACCAGAGUCCCCCUAAGACCCCAGGUUCUGUGCCCUGGCUCAAAGCUCUUCCCUUGAAUUUGGAUUUUAUUUGGACUGCCUGAUUCUGGAGUUUGGGGAAAGGGAGAUGGCAUUUGCCAUUUCCCUCUGGACAAUAAAUCCAGAGUGUGAUCCAUCCAGGCUGGACUGGGGCAGAGAGCUGGGAAUUGCUUCACCUGCUCAUUGCACCAGAGUCAGAGUUACCUGGCAAUGUUGAUCUUUUAUAUUCUAGGCUUUUUUUAUUUGGUUAUUUGCUUUUCUGUUUUGGCUGGUGACGAGUUGUGGUUUAGGUUCAAAUGCCAAGGGUGGCCCGGGCUUCCAGGGAUGUUCUAUGGGAGCUUAAAAGGAAAAAACACCUGGUUCUUGGUCUCUUGAGUUUUUUCCUUAAAAUAUCCACCAGUGCCAGCUACUGCCUUUCCUUUCUGUUCUUGCUCCGUGCUGCUCCCAUCCUGGCAGGAGGAAUGGAGGGCAGUGAGGACCAGGGGAGGGAGGAAAACUGCCUUGGCCUUUGGAAAAGGGAGUGGAAAAGCAAAAAAUGGGGGAAAAGAAAAAAAAAGCAAA